GGGGAGCUCGACUCGAGCCCGGGGAACUGCGAUCGCGAUGGGAUGCCCACCCAGCCAUGGCAAGCCUUACUCUGUCUCUCUGUCUCUCUGUCUCUCUCUCACACACACACCCACCAUCACACACACACUCACACACACACUCCCACUCAGACUCACUCACAGACUCACACUCACAAUCACACUCACCCGACAACAAUUGUAAGCCGCCAACCACUUGCCGUGCCGAGCGGGGGGGAGGGGAGCAUGGGAAUUUCCUGGCAGGAUAAAUUUCCUCCCCUUGCAUAUCUACAUAGAUCGCACUCAGACCUACCUAAUUCAUGGUUGUAUCCGGUUCGAUCGGUUGGGGAUCAGAAACGCCCGAAUACGACGCUAUGUCCGGUGGCUUUUUUUUGCGGGCUUUUUCCCUCUCGCUAACUACUCCAACUAGGAUACUCUGGAGCAGAUCCAACCCCGUCCCCAAGUCGACUCGCCGG
Tricharina praecox is the source of this 473-nucleotide messenger RNA. RefSeq lists its product as uncharacterized. NCBI's taxonomy places the organism in Eukaryota, Fungi, Ascomycota, Pezizomycetes, Pezizales, Pyronemataceae. The coding region runs from base 43 to 414 and encodes 123 amino acids. The transcript has a single exon. The record is from RefSeq and is a predicted model, not a curated record.